This is a messenger RNA of Nematolebias whitei (Rio pearlfish), 876 nucleotides long. RefSeq names its product potassium channel tetramerization domain containing 4 (gene kctd4). Lineage: Eukaryota; Metazoa; Chordata; Actinopteri; Cyprinodontiformes; Rivulidae. The coding region runs from base 81 to 857 and encodes 258 amino acids. Gene Ontology annotation, molecular function: protein binding. Gene Ontology annotation, biological process: protein homooligomerization. The transcript has a single exon. The record is from RefSeq and is a predicted model, not a curated record.
UGAUUAGUUUUGCAGAGGAGCGAAGGGACGCCAGCUUUCGGGGAGGAGGCUGGGUCGAGGCUGGAGGGGGUGACUGGGGAAUGGAAUGGAACCUCAGAAGGAUGGAAAGUGAACUGAGGCACAUCAACCCGGACCUGCUGCAGCCCAGCAAGAGCUUCAAGAAGCCCUCUUCAGGCACCAUCACCCUCAAUGUAGGGGGGUUUUUGUACACUGCCCACCGGACCACCCUUUCCAAGCACCUGGGGUCCUUUCUGGAAGAACUGGCCAAUGGUAAAAAGCCCGUUCAGCACACAGAUUCUAUGGGCAACCCCUUUGUCGACAGGGACGGUCCCGUUUUUCGCCACGUUCUGAACUACCUUCGAACCGGUGAGCUUCAGCUGCCUGAUGACUUCCGGGAGGCGGGGCUCCUGCGGCGGGAGGCCGAUUUCUACCGCCUGAGUGAACUGGUGGAGGCCGUGGCCGAGUGGGAGAGCCAAAGGGCUGCCCAGCGAGAACCGGCAUUCCUGGAGGUGACCGAUAGCCACGAGAGGUCGCAGGGCCUCAAGGUGUACUGCAGCGACGCCGGCUUCAUCGACAAGGUCAAAGCGCGGCUGGUGCAGAUCUCCAAGAGCCGUCUAGACGGCUUCCCAGAGGAGUUUGUGGUGUCGUCCAACGUGAUCCAGUUCCGACACUUCAUCAAGUCGGAGCCCGGCUCACGGCUCGUCCUGAAGGAGGACAGCACGUUCCUGUGCACACUGGACUGUCUGAAACUGGAGACGGUGAUGCUAGCACUGAAAUCAGGCUUCAAGCUGGUGACCAGCCUCGACAGCAGCAAAGGCUCGGUGGUGGCGGCCGAGGCCCUGCACUUUGUCAAAUAAGAUGACUGGAAACAGAGUU